GUACACGAACGACCUCGAGUGGUGGUGGCUUACGGAGGCACCUAUGGCCACAAAAGAAGCGUAUCCAAUAGGCCCCGACAACACCUUUCGGUAUCCUGGGCGCCCUCAAGCGUCGGUGGAGACGCUAAGGGAUACUGUGGGAUCCCAACCCUCGCAGAAGACGGCCCCCAAGUCCUGCCAGUUCAGCAUCAGCGUGAGGCUUGCCACUUUCAGCGCCAAGACAGGCAGGGACGCGGAGGCCGCGGCGGCAAGACGCGCCAAAACGUCGGGUGAGGUUCUCAGAUUGCAGUUUGCUCAGGAGCAGUGCCACAUCGUUGGGGUGCAGGAGGCGAGAAAUCCGUCGGGGGAAAGGUGUUAUGCUGGAUACUUUGUGCUUUCUUCGGGACCCGACGGUGGCAAGAACUUGGGCGUUGAACUUUGGGUCUCCCUGCACCUACCCUACGGGCGACGUGGGGGCGAAGAGCUAUACUUUGAACAGAAACAUGUUAGGCCGUUGUACGCUACCCAGAGGCACCUGGCGGUUGGCUGUUGCGCCCCACUCUUUAGGAAGAUCAUCCUGGUUGCCCAUGCGCUGCACAACGGAGACGAGUAUACUUCGCAGCAGAGGAAACAGUGGUGGCGGGACCUCAUAGGGAUCUGCCGUAAAUGGAAAGUCCAGUUGGCCUUCCUAGACGCGAAUGCCAGGCUUGGCAGCAUUGUGUCUGAAGCAGUGGGAAGUGAAGGGUUCAGACAGGACGAGGACGAAUCGGGCGGGCUUUUCCACGACAUGCUCUUGGAGACGGGCUUGGCCGCGGCCAACACGUUAGUCCCCUCUCUCAGCCAGGACUCGUGCACGUUCGUCUCGUCGAAGUCCGAAACACCACGCAGAAUAGACUACAUUGCGGUUGAGCAGAAUAUGAUUCCCGCAUUGGGCCAACAUCAAGUUCGAUAUGAUAUUGAUUCCUUUUGCACUGGCAAGGAUCAUUAUCCUGUCUUCAUGCGCUUCGAGUCCCAGGGCUCCACCAAAGCAGCGCAACAGCAGAGCGGCUACGACGCUAUGGGCACCCAGGACCCUGAUGAGGCAGCAGCCUUCAGGAUGCACCUGGCAGCGUUUCCCACGGUGCCCCACCAGGUCGACAUGAAUCAGCACUUGCACGACAUCAUUCAAUACAUGUACGUGGGAGUAAUCAUCUUCAGAAGGCAAGUACGGCAGGCGUGGCGUCUCUGGGGUAAGCAGGACUCUGGUGGUGUCAGGAGGCUGGUCGCCGCGGCGCUUGAGGCGGGGGCCCCCCAGAACAUCGCCGAUCUUGAGCUGGACCUCCUGGUUUCGGAGCUUUUCCAGGCUUUCGCUGAUUGGGAUAAACAGAUCCUGGCGGCAAGCGCGUUAGCCGCACACAUGCUUGAGUUGCUGGUCAAGUCGAAGCCGGCCCUGAGAAGGGCCUUGAAGCUCUCGCGCAACAAGCUGUUCGACGACCUCGCGCAGCAAUUGAGCAACGCUAGGUCCUCAAACGAGAGUCGAGUGGAGUGGGGGGUGCUUUGCCAGCUGCAAAGGUUCGGGGGGAAGCGCUCCAAGUUCCAGGUCGAGGGGCUUAGAAUCCGACGAGGUUCUCAGGGCGAGGUUCUGGCCACAUCUGGAGAUCUCUCGGAGGCCCUCGCAGAUUAUUUCGCUGUAGUUGAGAAUGGGCAGGCACUCAGCCGGGAAGAACUGGUUGAAAGAUACAACGCCCUCCCCGAGAGGGGAAAUGUAUAUCCCGGGGAGUUGGACAUGAUCACCCCCUUCCGCAGGCUCAACCACGACAUCAUGAAGGCUAGGAAGCGCACAUACCUGUCGUUGUACACCGAUCUAAAGGCGGCAUUCUAUUCGGUCAUCCGAGGGUUCGUCGCCAGAAUGGCCCAGAACAGCGAGGACAUCCAAAACAUGCUGGCGGACUUGGAGAUACCAAGUUGUCUGGAGCCUCUGUGCCAUGCCCUAGUCGCCAAGCCUGGAGCCCUGGACGGUCGUGAGCACGAGCAUGUAGAGGAGGACGCAUGGGAUCCUGCCUUCAUGGAUGACCUCGUCAACGGCAUCGAGCUGUUAGACGCUAGGCUCUGGAAGGAGGCGGCCAUCGCCCUCGUCGCGAUCAUGUACGAAGAAACCAAGUCUAGGGGGUUCACCAUGAACUGGAUGGCGGGCAAGACGGAGCUCUUGGCCUUCUUCAGCGGCACAGGUUCCAGGAAGGUGAUGGCGGCUAAGGCGGAGGACGCGGAGCUAGCACGCACGCUCCGAGAGAACGGCCACUACGCGGAGUCUGCGCAGCUCCCGCCUGUCCUCGCGACGGGACCUAGGUCGCCCUCGGAGUGGAAGCAGCUGGAACUCGACAGUGCGUGCUUGAGGGCGGCACUGACGCUGGCGCUGUGUGCGGCGUCCUCGGGCCUGGCGACUCUGUUCAUUUUAAACCCACCUGCUCCGCAAGCCAACCUGCCCUGCAUUUGGAAGGUCCCCGAGGUCAGGUGGAAUUCUACGUAG
Messenger RNA from Prorocentrum cordatum, 2485 nucleotides. Lineage: Eukaryota; Dinophyceae; Prorocentrales; Prorocentraceae. The record is from the annotation of a GenBank genome assembly.